UUAUAAGCCGCAGACGCCCCUACCCAAAUCAGUUGCAGCAGCUAGGGUUUACGCCAUCUUCCUUCCAUCUCCUUGUCGGCUCUGUAACUCUACGGUAAGUAAUGGUUAAGCAUAACAAUGUUGUGCCUAAUGGGCACUUCAAGAAGCACUGGCAGAACUAUGUCAAGACUUGGUUCAACCAACCUGCCCGCAAAACCCGAAGAAGAAUUGCUAGACAGAAGAAAGCUGUGAAGAUUUUCCCUCGCCCCACUGUUGGACCACUUCGCCCACUUGUUCAUGGACAAACUUUGAAGUACAACAUGAAAGUCAGAGCUGGCAGGGGGUUCUCUCUGGAAGAGCUCAAGGCAGCAGGCAUCCCAAAGAAACUGGCUCCAACCAUCGGCAUAUCGGUUGAUCAUCGCCGUAAGAACCGUUCUCUAGAGAGCCUUCAAGCAAAUGUCCAGAGGUUGAAGACAUACAAGGCCAAAUUGGUUGUCUUCCCAAGACGUGCUCGCAAAUUCAAGGCUGGUGAUUCUGCUCCUGAGGAACUAGGAACAGCUACUCAAGUCCAAGGUCAGUACAUGCCCGUUGUGCAAGAGAAGCCAGCUGUGGAGCUUGUGAAGGUCACAGAUGAAAUGAAAUCUUUCAAAGCAUAUGGCAAGCUCCGUGUCGAGCGAAUGAACGAACGCCAUGUUGGUGUAAGGAUGAAGAAGGCUGCAGAGGCUGAGAAAGAAGACAAGAAAUAGAAGUCUAGCCCAUGAUCAGCUUUAGCAACUGCUGAUGGGGGAAAGUCGUUUUGCCUUGGUGGGUCUGACUUAUUUGGAAGUAUUAGUUUUAGCAUUUUCAAUUUCAGUUGAGUGUAUGAACUAUUUUCAAGGAUCUUGGUUACAAAUUUUGUGUGGAUGUUUGCUUUGUCAAUUCCUUCCUGAAUAUUUAAGUAUAAUUAGGGAUUUCCCAAGAAUUGAAACUAGCUUUUGCAAAACCAUUUAUGUGAAGGUGAUAUCAUCUAUCAUAUGUUGUUUAAGUGA
Messenger RNA from Vitis riparia (riverbank grape), 1007 nucleotides. Its product is annotated as 60S ribosomal protein L13-1-like. Bases 102 to 725 code for a protein of 207 amino acids. The record is from RefSeq and is a predicted model, not a curated record. Gene Ontology annotation, molecular function: structural constituent of ribosome; RNA binding. The transcript is spliced from 5 exons. Lineage: Eukaryota; Viridiplantae; Streptophyta; Magnoliopsida; Vitales; Vitaceae. Gene Ontology annotation, biological process: translation. Gene Ontology annotation, cellular component: ribosome; cytosolic large ribosomal subunit.